GACGCACAAGCCACCAGCCCCUGUAGUCACCUAGCAAAAAGGUCCUGGCCAUGGUACCUCUUCUGCAUCGUCAAGCAGAUCGAAUACCGAAUAUGCAUACCUACGAGGAAAGCAGGGAGCUCAUCGCUCGAAGCGCACUCCUCGGGGAGAUGCCAUACCGACCGCUCCCCGUCCCCGAACUCGUCCCCGAUCCAAGCCAUCACGCCAGCAAACUAUAAUCCCUUCUCACAUUGUCGAUAGGCUAGUGAAACUAGGCUGGUCACGAUAUGGAGAGGGCGGAGAGCGGCGAGCGGCGUACGGUUCUUUCGGCCGUGGCGGCCGCUUCUGCUACUGGCUUGAUGCUGGGAAAUCCGUCCCCGUCGCCCAAAAGAACGUCGACUAUGUCUGUCGCUUUCAAGGCAUGACGCGGCAGCAAGUGAGAGCUGCGGUCUACGAGAUCUUAGGUGUGGAGUUCAUGGAUACUGGUGAAACCGGUUCCUCGAGGCGUACAGCGGCGGAGAGGUGGCCCUGGAAGCGGUGCACGCUAGAGCGUGGAAUGGAACUGGAUUCACAAGGAACAUCGGUGAUUUCACCCACAUCACGUGGCCCUCUUGGAGGAGCUCCGGGCAAGCUGUGCGCAAGCGCAACCGGGGCGUGCGGAGCUCUCAGGCGUCGAAGACGAUGUCACCGACAAGCUCGCGAAGUAGGGAUCUAGAAGUGGCACUCCCUCCACGCCAUGGACGUCUGCCAGGGCACGUUCACUCCGAACGUAACCACUGGGCCGGAUAUAGCGUGACCAGCUGUACACAGUCUAUGAAGACUUCUAAACAUCGGCCAAUUCCACCCAAACCUGGCCAACCACGGCGUCACCAAGGACAUCCAGGAUGAGCGGGACAACAUUCCCGAGCCGUCCCAAGCCCUAGCGAGCUUAUAUAUCUUAGUUAUCGCCUCUUCGGGUCUCUCCCUGCUCUGCAUCGGGUGGCUCCUCCGACCUGCCUAUGGCAUAUCCCGGCGAUGUUCGCAGCCAUUGUUAUUAUUCAUCAGCAAUAUCAUCGUAGUAGUAAGCGGAAAGUCGGCGGACAAGAUUAACAAUCUCGGUCAGCACAUCAGGUUCUCGGCGUCUAGCAGCCAGAAGCUUGUAUAGUCAUAUAACAUAUAAUUCUCGCCGAUCUGAGUCUAUUUCGAUUAAAGAUGAAUCAUGAGAAUAGAUUUUAUUGGAGUUGGUUA
Molecule: messenger RNA, 1206 nt
Organism: Durotheca rogersii
Lineage: Eukaryota; Fungi; Ascomycota; Sordariomycetes; Xylariales; Xylariaceae
Exons: 3
Coding region: 401-694 (97 amino acids)
Source: RefSeq, a predicted model, not a curated record